Molecule: messenger RNA, 1732 nt
Organism: Folsomia candida
Lineage: Eukaryota; Metazoa; Arthropoda; Collembola; Entomobryomorpha; Isotomidae
Product: endothelial lipase
Exons: 7
Coding region: 299-1321 (340 amino acids)
Molecular function (GO): lipase activity
Source: RefSeq, a predicted model, not a curated record
CAACUUUCUUGCUAACCAACGAAUCUUGCUCAUUAACUUAUCUCUUCAUCUAUAAACAAAUAAACAAUUUAGCAAAAUCUUGAAGAUUAAUUUACGUCCAUUUUUCUGCUUUCAGGAUCAGUCAUCGAAACAAUGCCCAUGAAUGAGUCAAGGACAAUGCUGAGAAUAAUUAUUAUUUAUUAAAAAAGUCUUGACUUUACAUAAGUUUCUUAAUGUGCGGUAACUUAAAUAUAGCAGCAUCACUUCCUUGUUUAAGACAAAAGUAAGGAUAAACAUUAAUUUGAUUGUACUUUACCAGAUGAUCACCAGUGCAGAUUCAUCAGUGCAUAAGAAAACCUCAACAAUGGGCUUAAAAUCUGUAAUAUUCUGCAUUCAUACCAUUCUUCUGGUGGGUCAAACAAUUUCUUCAACUAUAGACCUUAGUUUUGACCCAAAUAGGAUCAAAUUCUAUUUAAUCGCAAGUUCAGGUUUUCCAGAGGAAAUUGAAUACUUGGAUAUCUUGUCGCUACAAAGCUGUUCAAUUAAAAGAGGGGAGCCCACAAUUUUUCUCAUACAUGGAUUCGCUACCCCUGUGAAUUUUAUCCUGGCAAAUAGAAGUUUGAUACUGGAUUUUUUAAGGAUUCCCAAAUUCACGGCGAACUUUAUCCUUGUGAACUGGUCAGGAUUGUCUGGCAGCUUUUUGAAUCCUGUCCACCAUCCAGACCUGGUUAUUGGCAACGUCGCCAAAAUUGGGGACAGAAUUGCGGAUUUUAUAAAAUGGCUGGAUAUGGAAGGGGGCGUCGAUUUGGAUAACACUCACUUAAUUGGUAUAUCCCUUGGGGCGCAUAUUGCGGGACGAGCAGGUGCAAAAAUUCAGCAGGAUAUGGGAGGAAGAAAGAUAAUGCGAAUUACGGGACUCGAUCCAGCAGGUCCACCCGACAAUCUUGGAGUCCCGCAUUGGAAGCUAGAAAAGAACGAUGCCAAUUUUGUAGACGUCUAUCGUUCAUACAUUGGACCUAACUAUGACGACGGGAUAUUACAUGCACAUGUGGAUUUUAUAAUAAAUAAUGGCCAAUCCGAACCGGACUGCAACUUGGUUGCGAAUGUUUUAUUCUGUAACCAUAACCUGGCUGUUUCCAUGUUUCUGGAUUCCAUGAGGAAACCGUACACUGCAUGCCAAUGUUCACAAGGGGAGCUGGAUGCGUCAAGUUUCAAACUGUGCAUGGCACAGUGUCCACUGCCCGUCGUUGCGGGGAUAAACGCUCGAAAUUCAUCGAGAGGAGAAUAUCACAUAAUUUCUCGGAAUGUGCCACGUCUGGGUGAAAUUUUUGCAAGGAAUUAAACCGAAGGAUCAAAUGGUGGAGAGUAGUACUUACAUAAGUGUAUUAAAUAAAAAAAUUAUAAUCUCAAAAUUCCCACUGGAAUUUAAUUUUAUUCAUACACGUUCGAUUUUAACCUUUGCUAGAUGCAAUCGUAUAGAAAUUUUGGGAAAUCAUGUAGCCAAUGACCAGUGAAUCGAUUUAGUCAAUCCGUAAGAUUGAUACACACAUCAUUAUUCACAUACAUUUUAUUUAUUGGACUCGACACGUCGUGCAAGAAUUUCAGUAUUAUCGUAAACAUGACGUGUUAUCAAAUGUAAUAUGUAAGGGAUCAUCUUUAUACUUACGAUGAUUGCCACUUAAUAUUUUGUUAGAGAAAUAUGUAUGUAUACCUGGUAAAUAAAAAUUGAAAAAUUAAAUAUGCUGGAUUGGAA